UCAUGCAUAUGCAACAAUCUCAUUUAGGCAACCCUAUUCCUUUUCCUAUCAGACAAACCAAAUUCCCUUUACAAAAUCACAGCUCAAUAAAACCAGAUAGAAUUAGUAAAGAUCGGAAAUAGUAUGAUAUUCUUACGUUACAACAUCACUAUCUUCCCCAAAAUUCCUUCCCUUUACUCGGUUACACUUCUUUCCUUUUAUAGAAAGUACAGAUAAUUGAAUAGAUACAAUGAACAUCUAUGAAUAUCAUAAGCUCAGCAGAAUUAUACAAUCACUUUGUGGAAUUUCAGUGAUGAAAUGGAUAAUAAACUGCAGGGGUCUAUAGGGACGAGUGCCAGUUUAGCUUUGAGACUAGGACAGGCUAUUUUCUCUGCCGCUUCACUCCUUUUCAUGUGUUUGAAUGUUUCUUACUACAGCUACAGCUACCCCCCCUUCUGCUUUCUGGUGGCAACCAUGAGUUUCGUAACACCAUGGAACUUGGGUUUGGCAGUGAUUGAUGCAUUUUCGCUGUUGGUCAAACGCUCAUCUCAUCAGCCCGGGAUAUUACCAUUUCUCAUUGGAGUAGAUUGGGUUCUUUCAUUUCUGUCACUGGCUACGGCGUGUUCCACAGCUAGUGCCACUGAUUACUUAAUUGCUUCUGGUGGUAGUCCAUAUUGCAAUGGGAAUAUGUGCAGACGAUAUCAACUCUCUGCUGCCAUGGCUUUCUUGUCUUGGAUUUUGUCAUUGGCGUCUUUUCUCUUCAAUCUUUGGCUUCUUCUUCCUACCGUAUAUUUGUUGCAUCUCUGAUUCUGGACCUCCUGAUUAGCUCUUAAUUUAACAAAUAUGUAGUGAGUAAAGAUUGUCAAACUAAUCACAUCUCCAUCUUUGCUCUCUCUCUCUCUCUCUCUCUCUCUCUCUCUCUCUGAUAUAAUUUGGUUUAAUUUAUGAGGCCAAAAGAGAGACCAUGUAAAACCUUACCGAUACUUUCUGCUAUGAUCUUAGAAAGGAUAUUAGAAUUAUACUGAAGUUAUUUCACUCA
Molecule: messenger RNA, 1018 nt
Organism: Nicotiana attenuata
Lineage: Eukaryota; Viridiplantae; Streptophyta; Magnoliopsida; Solanales; Solanaceae
Product: CASP-like protein ARALYDRAFT_485429
Exons: 3
Coding region: 298-786 (162 amino acids)
Cellular component (GO): membrane
Source: RefSeq, a predicted model, not a curated record